Messenger RNA from Fonsecaea monophora, 924 nucleotides. RefSeq lists its product as hypothetical. The coding region runs from base 1 to 924 and encodes 307 amino acids. NCBI's taxonomy places the organism in Eukaryota, Fungi, Ascomycota, Eurotiomycetes, Chaetothyriales, Herpotrichiellaceae. The transcript has a single exon. The record is from RefSeq and is a predicted model, not a curated record.
AUGGGCGACUACUCAAUGGACGGGUUUCGAUGGCUGGAGGAUGAUGGAGAUCUCGAUCUCAAGUUGGAUGACUAUCACGAAGCUAUUGCGGAAACAAACCGGCGGACAACGUCGGUAUCAGCACCCAUCCGGCGUCGCUCACGACGAAAUCCUUCCCUGUCAAGCCUCUCCAUACGGCGUGGUCGGACCUCGACAUCAUCCUCACGCCCUCCGGUCGAAGCACCUCCAACGCCGGCACUGCCUUUUAUACCUCCCCACACACGUUCGUCCUCCUUCUCCUUGAGACAUCUCCGAUCUCAAGCGUCCAUCUCAUCUAUCGACCCUCGAGCCACGCAUUAUCAAGAUCCUGCAGCUCGAAUGAAGCUUAGACUUUAUCUUGCCUCGCCGCAAAAGUUCGACGAGGCCAUCGAGUUUGGGUUUCCGUCCGUGGAAGAAAGAGAACAAUGGAACCAUAACAGACCUAUGACAAGUCCACAACCGAGACCUGAAUUCAACCGCACCUUCUUCCAUGACGACACACCAUCGUUAUCAGGAGACGAUGGAGACGACGCUGACGAACCAGAUACCAUGUUUGACCCUCGAACACCUGAAGAGCCUGUUUUCCAAAUGCACCGCCCAUCCCACAAAUCCAGUAUCGACGGGGUCAAAGGACUGAGACCGUUUUCAAUCCGAAGACAGCCUGAGCCAUAUCCGCGAGGCGUCACCGCAGACCGAGAGAUGACGCUACACAUGACUUUGACGAGACCAGACCUUCGUUCACCAGAAGAACAAGUCGCGCAAUCAGGCCCUCAAAAGAAGGCCAACAAACCUGUAUUAGAGCGAGUUGAUGUCCCUGUGGACGGAAAUGCUCUAUCAAUAUGGGAUACACUGCCCGCUGAGGAAUCCAAAGUGAAACGGUUCCUCCGAAAAUUGAGGCUCAAAUGA